UGGCUGAGAUGUCCCGGCACAUCUACACCCGACACGGGGUAGCAGAGGGGACGCAGAAGCCCGUGUUCCAGGUGAACAGAGGGACGUACUCCAGACGCAGCCGGCUGAAGAGGUCCGACGGCAGCACCACCUCCACCAGCUUCAUCCUCAGACAGGGCUCAGCUGAUUCCUACACAAGCCGACCAUCGGACUCGGAUGUUUCACUGGAGGAGGAGAAGGAGGGCGGCCGGCAGGAGAGGGAGCAGCAGGCCACCGUCCAGCUCGAGAGGGCAAAGACUAAAGCAGUGGCGUUCGCCGUGAGGACCAACGUGAGCUACUGUGGCGCUCUGGAUGAGGACGUCCCCGUUGGCGGCACGGCCGUCUCCUUUGAUACCAAGGACUUCCUCCACAUCAAAGAGAAGUACAACAACGACUGGUGGAUCGGCCGUCUGGUGAAAGAAGGCUGCGACAUCGGCUUCAUCCCGAGUCCUCUGAAGCUGGAAAACAUCCGACUCCAGCAGGAGCAGAAACGAGGACGCUUCCAUGGCAGUAAGUCCAGUGGGAACUCCUCCUCAAGUCUGGGAGACAUGGUGACGGGAACGUUCAAGCCGAACCCAAACUCUGCAGGAAAGCAGAAACAGAAAGUGGCCGAGCACGUCCCUCCGUAUGACGUUGUUCCCUCCAUGAGGCCGGUCGUCCUGGUCGGACCGUCCCUGAAAGGUUACGAGGUGACAGACAUGAUGCAGAAGGCGCUGUUUGACUUCCUGAAGCACCGGUUUGACGGGAGGAUAUCCAUCACACGGGUAACAGCUGACAUAUCGUUGGCCAAGAGGUCAGUACUAAACAACCCCAGUAAGAGGGCCAUCAUUGAGAGAUCCAACACCCGCUCCAGUCUGGCGGAGGUCCAGAGUGAGAUAGAGAGGAUCUUUGAGCUGGCCCGGUCCCUGCAGCUGGUGGUGCUGGACGCAGACACCAUUAACCAUCCAGCACAGCUCAUCAAGACCUCGUUAGCGCCUAUUAUCGUCCACGUUAAAGUGUCCUCGCCUAAGGUCCUCCAGAGGCUGAUCAAAUCAAGAGGGAAAUCUCAAAGCAAACACUUGAACGUGCAGCUUGUUGCAGCAGAGAAACUAUCACAGUGUCCUUCUGAGAUGUUUGAUAUCAUUCUGGAUGAGAACCAGCUGGAGGACGCCUGUGAACACCUUGCAGAGUACCUGGAGGCUUACUGGCGUGCUACACACACUUCACUCAGCACGCCACUCAACCCCCUGCUGGGACGCAACCUGGGCUCCACCGCUCUGUCUCCGUAUCCUGCUGCCAUUCAGGCCCAGAGAAACCGCAACAGCAACCACACAACGACAGACCUUUCCCCCGUUGAGCGCCACAGCCUGAUGCCCGCCGAUGAGAACUACCACAACGAACGGGCGCGGAAAAACCACAACCGCCUGUCCUCGGGCUCACAGCACAGCCGGGACCACUCGCCUCUGGUGGAGGAGGACUACCAGGACCCCUACCAGGACUCCUACAAACCUCAUCGUAACCGGGGGUCCCCGGGCAGCUUCAGCCAGGACUCCAGGAACCAGCACUGA
Messenger RNA from Anoplopoma fimbria (sablefish), 1565 nucleotides. RefSeq names its product calcium channel, voltage-dependent, beta 4a subunit (gene cacnb4a). The record is from RefSeq and is a predicted model, not a curated record. The transcript is spliced from 14 exons. Gene Ontology annotation, biological process: chemical synaptic transmission; calcium ion transmembrane transport; neuromuscular junction development. Gene Ontology annotation, cellular component: voltage-gated calcium channel complex. Gene Ontology annotation, molecular function: high voltage-gated calcium channel activity; protein binding. NCBI's taxonomy places the organism in Eukaryota, Metazoa, Chordata, Actinopteri, Perciformes, Anoplopomatidae. The coding region runs from base 9 to 1565 and encodes 518 amino acids.